GUGUCGGUGGUGGUAUUGGUGAUGGUGUUGAUGGUGGUAGUGAUGGUGGUGUCGUUGAUGGUGGUGGUAGUAAUUGUGUUGGUGGUAUUGGUGAUGGUGGUGGUAGUGGUGGUGGUGAUGGUGUUGGUGGUGGUGGUAUUGGUGAUGGUGAUAGUAACAUAAUGUAAAGUUUUGAAUGAAGUGCUUGGUUUUUCAAAAGAUCUGAAAUGAUCUGAUGCUUGUGUGUGUCUGUGUGUGGUUGUUUGUGUGUGUAUGUGUUAAUUGUGUGUAGUGUUUUGACAAAAUGAGCUUUGUUUUUAAAAUUGUGUCUAAGCCAACUUAAAAAAACAAUGUUCUUUUUUUUUUUUUUUUUUGGCUAUUGCUAAAAAUAUACCCCAGAGACUUCAGACUGCUUUCGUGCUUUAGUGCUUUAGGGUCACAAAUGUAUAUAAACUCAAGUAAACUAUACUCAAGUAAAGAAUCUUCUUAAAUGAAUGUAAACAAUUUGCUAAUGAACAAUGCAUAAUAUAAUGUCAUUUUUAGGGGAUAUAGCUAUAGACUUCAAAGGAUUCAAUUCAGACUUCCUCUCGGUUGAGUUAAAAAGAGACAUGACAUUUCCUGGUUACAUUAGUCUAAGGUCUGAUUAGAUUUCUGGUUAGAGUUGUGUGUGACAACUUGUAUAAUGGCAGAUACCUAUGCAAAUGGUGACUUCGUAAGGCUAAAAUAUAACAAACAGCCAACCUCAGUUGAUGAAGCAGACCAGUGCAUUUAUGGAAACAGUGAUGACCUGGACUUGGAUCCAAAGACAAAAGACAUUGCAGGUGCCUCUCAAUAUGCAUCUGAACACACAUUUUCAUCUAGGAAAGAGAAAGACCAGUCCUGUAAGGCAGUUCUUCUUGCUGUCCUUAGUGUCUCUCUGCUCGUGGCUCUGUGUGUUCUGGGAAUUCUCUAUUCCCAACUACUGAGGUCAUCUGAUUUGUUAAAAGAGCAGAACAGAAAUGCUGCAGCCGACUUUGAAAUACAGCAGCAGAUUCCCACAGACAGCACAUUUGAAAGAAGAAAGUACUACUAUUUCUCUUCAGAAAAACUCAACUGGAUGGAAAGUCGAGAUUACUGUACGAGAACUGGAGGUCAGCUGGUCACAAUAACAGGCAAAGGGGAUCAGUAUAAUUUGGCCUCAAAGCUGAAAGAGCCACAUUGGAUUGGACUACAUGAUUUGUACACUGAAGGACACUGGAUGUGGGUGGACAACACAACUCUCACAGGAGAAACGUUCUGGCAUAAAAGGACAGCUGGUCUAUCUGAACCUGAUAACUGGACACAGGAGGACUCCGAAGGAGAAGACUGUGCUUUUCUGGAAACUAAGAGUGAAUGGUUUGAUGCUCCAUGCUCAAAACUAAAAAAGUUCAUCUGUGAAAAGUAAAGCUGAUAGCAUGGUACUCUAUACCAUUCAAAAGAUUAGGAUCAAUAAGAUUUUUUUACGGACAAAUAAAUGUUUUUGUUUUGUACUUUCUAUUCUCCAAAGAAUGAUGAAAAAUGUAGCACAGUUUCCAGAAAUAUAUGAUGUGUCACAACUGUUUCUCAAGCAGUGUAUUGGAAUGAUUUCUGAAGGAUCAUGUGACAUUGAAGACUGGACUAAUUACACGUAUAAAUAUAUUACAAUAGAAAAGUUAUUUUUAUUGAAAAUAAUGUUUCACAAUAUUAUUGAACUCUUUUAGAAACAUUUAAAAAAUCUCAUUGACCAAUAUUUCAUAGUCAUAUACCAAUUUUCAGCUGUUUUGCCAUAUCAGAACAUCUUUGAAGAAAAUGAACUGCCUAUUUUCGAUUUUUAGAAUCAUUUACAAAACUAAAAAUCAACAUUUGCAUAGACUUAAUUCUUGUUUCAACAUUCAACAAAAAAGAAGUUUAAUUGACUAAAUGGUUCCAUAAAGAAUCUUUUACAUAUUUUCCAGAUUAUAAAAAGGUAUGAAAGCGAUGGUACUUUAAAGAACCUUUGACUGAAUGGUUCUCUGUGGAACCAAAUAAUGGUUCUUCUAUGGCUUUGCUGUGAAGAACCUUAUAAGAAUCUUUAUUUUUAAGAGUGUGUAUUUUACAGUGCUACAUUUUAAUCUCUAGUAAACCCAGAAUCUAGUGUUCAACUAAAAUAUACCUGAAAAAAAAAAAAAAACCUGCAUACGCCUUGGUCUUUUUCUCAAACAUUAAUGGAAAUUAUGCUUGUAAACAUGCAGGAAACCAAAAGAAAUGUAUAGACACUAAAACAUUUAUGUUCAGGCUCACAUGUUCUGAAGUAUCAUGCUUUUCAUGACAAAAAUGACUUUUCAAUAUCUAUAUCCGAUAAGUUUCCAGCACAGAGGUGCAAACUCAAGUGUCUUGGCUGUUUUAUCAUCUUUUAUCAUCUGUUUAUCUGUUGAAUAAGUAUGUGUUGGAACUGUAUUGAAAAAUAGCAUUAAAUAACACACCAUCAAACUAAUCACUUGAUUAAAACAAAAUUAAUGGUAUUCGUUCAACAGACACAGAAUGAUAAUUUAAUUUUGAUUCAUUCAGUGCAGCAUUAUUUUAUCUUUUUUAAUUUAAAUAAAACUGCAAAACUAAAAUAAUUGUAUGAAUGUGUGUGAUUGUGAAUGUGUCUUAUCAGUUCUGCAUUCUGAGUCUUGCAUUCGAUGAUGACACACAAACCAGGAUGAAGAUGAGGAAGCGGACUCUGAAAGAAAAGCAAGAAAUUUGGAUGCUAAAAGAAAAGAGGAAGUCAAGUAGACCGGCGACAUCAGCAACAAACGAUGACCUGAUCGGCUCAAAAAGAAAAACAACAGACAUCAUAAAAGCUGUGAAAAUGAAACCUAAAAUACAAGUCUGUAACAUCACCAACAACCUCCAGAAAGCUGGGGUGAUGCUCUGUCAAUCUACUGUCCGCAGGAGAAUUUGACACAGAAUUACAGAAGCUACACAACAAGAUACAAACAUCUGAUCAGCAGCAAAAACAGAAAGAUUCUUCACAAAUGUAAGGCAGUAGAGUUUUGGAACUGAGUUGAUGGGCCGAUGAGACAAAGAUUAACCUUUAUCUAAGUGACUGGAAAGCAAAAGUUUAGAGAGAAAAAAGGGAACUGCAAAUGAUCCCACACUUGAUAAAGUAAAAGUCCAAGUCUGCGAGGAGCGUUGUUUCUCUGACGACGCUGCACUUCUUAUAAGUCUAUAAAAUGAUUGGCCAUAAAAUGAACCAAUCACAAGACAUCUUAUGGGGGGGCACCUGGGGUGGC
Messenger RNA from Carassius gibelio (silver crucian carp), 3233 nucleotides. Its product is annotated as C-type lectin domain family 4 member F. Lineage: Eukaryota; Metazoa; Chordata; Actinopteri; Cypriniformes; Cyprinidae. Gene Ontology annotation, cellular component: external side of plasma membrane. The coding region runs from base 662 to 1402 and encodes 246 amino acids. Gene Ontology annotation, molecular function: carbohydrate binding. The transcript is spliced from 7 exons. The record is from RefSeq and is a predicted model, not a curated record. Gene Ontology annotation, biological process: immune response; biological process involved in interspecies interaction between organisms.